Lachnellula hyalina is the source of this 504-nucleotide messenger RNA. RefSeq names its product putative ORAOV1 family protein (gene SPCC191.08). The transcript is spliced from 2 exons. The record is from RefSeq and is a predicted model, not a curated record. Lineage: Eukaryota; Fungi; Ascomycota; Leotiomycetes; Helotiales; Lachnaceae. Bases 1 to 504 code for a protein of 167 amino acids.
AUGGAAGCCGCUACUUUUGAUGAGGUACUCGCACUCGAGGAAACGUUCUACAAUGAUGGGUAUCAGCAGGGGAAGGCGGAUGGGGUCAAAGCAGGACGGAUUGAAGGGCGCACGUUCGGUUUGGAGAAAGGGUUUGAAAAGUUCGUCGAGAGUGGAAGACUUUAUGGCAAAUCUCUCGUUUGGGCAAAUCGAAUGCCGCAGCUUCAGGAAUCCGGAGGUGCAGAUGUUGAAACAACACCAACCUCUUUAUCACAAAAGCUUCCUCCGCUGCCCAACAAUCAGAGAUUAGUCUUCCACGCCCUGGCCGAGUCGGAAAGCCUUUCGACUGAGAAUUCAGAAGAUGCCGUCUCUGACUUUGACGACCGUUUCAAGAGAGCUCAAGCCAAGGCCAAGGUCAUUGAAAGAUUGGUAGGAGAGACCAAGGGAGACUUGGACAGUUCUGGGAAGAUAAUCAAUGGCAACGCAAAUAUUGAGGAUACAAGUAUUCGAAAUGCAAUACAAUGA